AUGGAACUGUUGGCAGGCUCUAGUGUGUCAAGGUUGUCACACUCCGUCGAAAGUUCGCCUCGCGGUCCAGGAAUCGCCGCUGACUUAACAGCUACGAGCACCAAAAACUCAAAAAUUCCGCCUGUCUAUUUGACAGACGACUCGCACCCUGGCAAUGUGAACGCAAUGGAAAACGAGUGGAAAACCCCUUGGUCCGAUAAAAAACAGACACUGAUGCAUCCCGCAUCCCCGGCUUCAAGCGAGAAAUCGGGUCUCUCCUCGAGCUCACAGACAUCCCUUGAAACUUUCAUUCCUCCUAGGACUUCGUCGGACGAGGACUUUCUCAAAAGUCCGGGAACAAUCUCCACAUCCUCCACUGAAGCAUCCACAAGUCGGGAGCUUUCGCUUGGCGACGAGUUGGGACAUUCUUCUCCAGAGGCAACUUCUCAACGUGUCAAUCAAGCUAGUACCAUAUACCGCCAUCUUUUGACCAACGCUGAGAAGCCACAGGUCCAACUAGAGAAAAACAGUUAUUGGGGUCGGCUCACGACGUAUUUGGAUCGAGCCAAGGGUUAUUCACCAUUUGGUCGUCCUAAAACCGUAUUGCAGCUUACUGAAACCGAUGCAUCAGAACUCAACAUCUUUCUUUUGCGCGCACGCCAAAAACUAAACGCGGAAGACACCAAGGUUCUAAAUGAAUAUUACCAAACCUUCUCGGCGUUCAGUAAGAAAUCGACGACGAUGAUUCAAUCCAAUCCAGACAGUUACGAAUUCCUGUCAGAGUGGGAGAAAAAACAUUUUAUCGCUCAUACCAUCAUGAGUAAUUUCUUCAAAAAGAUAUUGUCAGACAGCGAGUUCUCGAGAAGGGAGAAUGUUUUUCAUCUGCAAAGAGAGCAGUAUCGAAUCGUCGCGGGCUGGGGAAAACAGGAGAAGUCUAUCCAACAGGCGACUGGCUAUCUGGAGGAAGAGGUCAAAGGAUUCGGAAAUCUGCUCGGAGGAAAAGAUUUUUUCCCUUCGUUCGACAAGGUGGACUCACAGGCGACCUUGAAUCAAAUCGAAUCUUUGGAGAAAGAAAAGCCCAGACUAGCGAAGGCUUGGGAAGACUAUUUGCAACCCGAAGAGUAUGACUCACGGAUCCAAUUGCUGAACACUUUGGCGCAGUUGAAGAAACCUCAUCAGAUCCCGUCGGAAACGAUUUCUGCAUGGAGAGCGCAAGGACUAGAUGUAGACAGAAUGCUGAAGAUUGUCGACUACAGACCGGGAAAGAUCGAGCAACUCGUCGAGGAAGGACCACGUGGAAAGACACAAUUCGAAAACCUAGAAACCUAUCAAGCCGGCAGGAGACUGUUUCUUACUGAAAACGUCUACGGAAUACCGUGGUCACAAAGUCUCGAGCAUUAUCAAUUGAUGCAAGCAUCUGAAGAUGUAAAACUCAAGUAUGUCGAUCUCAGCAAAGCACUCCGAGGUCCUCCCAGGAUAGCACCAGCACCUCUUCCAAUUAGUCCCCAGACACCACCAACACCUCUCGAACUCAGAACUUUCUCCUUAUCCAUUAGCAUUCCCCAAAGCAAAUAUAACUUUGUUCAGAAAUUUGUGAAAUUUGUGGGAUUAAACUCCAAACCUUUCUGAAAAGCAACAAGGUUAGCUUUGACUCUGAUUCCAUUCUAUAGCAAAUUGAGACUGAAAGUUGGAUAAUUUGAAACUGCCUGUCAAUUUCAUUCAUUUCCUGUCCCUUCUCUUGUCCCUUGUUGUUGUUGUUUUUUCUACCAAUAUUUUCUUUCCUACUUACAGACACAAACAAAUUUAAGAUAAUC
This is a messenger RNA of Puccinia graminis f. sp. tritici CRL 75-36-700-3, 1793 nucleotides long. RefSeq lists its product as uncharacterized. The record is from RefSeq and is a predicted model, not a curated record. Lineage: Eukaryota; Fungi; Basidiomycota; Pucciniomycetes; Pucciniales; Pucciniaceae. The coding region runs from base 1 to 1608 and encodes 535 amino acids. The transcript has a single exon.